Messenger RNA from Nelumbo nucifera (sacred lotus), 1903 nucleotides. Its product is annotated as Pentatricopeptide repeat (PPR) superfamily protein. Lineage: Eukaryota; Viridiplantae; Streptophyta; Magnoliopsida; Proteales; Nelumbonaceae. The record is from RefSeq and is a predicted model, not a curated record. Gene Ontology annotation, molecular function: mRNA binding; protein binding. Gene Ontology annotation, cellular component: mitochondrion. Gene Ontology annotation, biological process: RNA processing; mitochondrion organization.
UUAAAUGCUUAAUCACCAGUCUCGCUUCCCUCCGAUAGCGAGCAGAGCAGACUCCAUGGCUAGUUUCAUCAAACCAAAACUUCGUUUGAGUCUGACACUCUCAACACAGUCUCUCUCCCGACUUAGCUUCGCACACUACUACUGUACCUCUUCUUCUUCGGCCAUAGAAUGCAAUCUUCGAGGAGACGAAGAUGAGAGCGAAAACCCUAACACCAUCAAGCUUUCACCUACUGAAACUCUCCUAGCAGAUAAGCUUUCUGCCCUAAUCAAGGAACACCACCGCAAAAAUCCUAACCCUGACCCUAUUCCUGUCCCACGAAACCCUACUUUUACCUUCUCCGAGCUCACCCCUUCUUUUUCCAGAAUCCCCUCCAUUGAUUUCGUUUCCCCUGCCAUCGUAGCUCAUGUCAUCGAGAAAUGCGGCGGUGUACGCCAUGGCAUACCCUUCCUUCAAAUCCUAUCUUUCUUCAACUGGGCCACCAAUAGACCUGAAUUCCAACACUCCUCCGAACCAUAUAACGAGAUGAUUGAUCUCGCUGGAAAGGUCCGGCAGUUCGAUCUCGCUUGGCACCUGAUUGAUGCCAUGAAGUCCCGAAAUGUCGAAAUUCCUAUUGAAACCUUCUCCAUCCUUGUCCGGAGAUAUGUACGUGCUGGCUUGGCUGCUGAGGCCGUUCACGCAUUUAAUCGGAUGGAUGAUUAUGGGUGCAAGCCUGAUAGAAUUGCGUUCUCUGUAGUCAUCAGUAUUCUCUGUAAGAAAAGAAGGGCAUCUGAAGCUCAGUCCUUCUUUGACAGCUUGAAGCAUAAAUUUGAGCCUGACGUUGUCAUAUAUACGAGCUUGGUCCAUGGUUGGUGUCGGGCAGGCAACAUUUCGGAAGCUGAGAGAGUGUUUCGAGAGAUGAAGGAGGCUGGAAUCCAGCCCAAUGUGUACACUUACAGCAUUGUGAUUGAUGCGUUGUGUCGAUGUGGGCAAAUCACUCGAGCCCACGAUGUUUUCGCAGAAAUGCUUGAUAAGGGAUGCGAACCCAACUCCAUUACUUUCAAUAACUUGAUGCGAAUUCAUGUCAAGGCGGGGCGGACUGAGAAGGUCCUGCAGGUGUAUAACCAGAUGAAGAGACUCUCUUGUCCACCUGAUACCAUCACCUACAACUUCCUCAUUGAGAGUCACUGUCGGGAUGAGAAUCUUGAGGAAGCUGUUAAGGUGCUCAACCAGAUGGUGAAGAAGGGGUGUAGCCCCAAUGCAUCCACAUUCAAUCCAAUCUUCAGGUGCAUUUUCAAGCUGAAGGAUGUGAAUGCAGCUCACAGGAUGUAUGCUAGGAUGAAGGAGUUGAAUUGCAAGCCCAAUACGGUGACUUACAAUGUCUUGAUGCGAAUGUUUGCAGACUCAAAAUCCAGAGACAUGGUUAUUAAGUUGAAGAAAGAAAUGGAUGAAAAUGAGGUUGAACCUAACGUGAAUACUUACAGGAUAUUGAUCUCAUUGUUUUGUGGGAUUGGGCAUUGGAACCAAGCUUACAAAUUCUUUAGGGAGAUGAUUGAGGAGAAGUGCUUGAAGCCGUCCCUUCCAGUCUACGAGAUGGUGCUGCAGCAAUUAAGGAAGGCAGGACAAAUAAAGAAGCAUGAAGAACUAGUAGAGAAGAUGGUAGAUAGGGGAUUUGUUACUCGUCCACUGUAGUGAAAAGAAUACUUGCUAUGUUUCAGAAGAAGGAACCGCUCCGGCUCCAUUUUUACCGGUAUGUUGUCAAAUUACAGAUAGAUUUUUUGCUGUCAUAUUACUUAGGUAUGAUGAAUUUUCAAUAUGUAUUCUCAUAAGAUAUGAUUCACUUGUUCUUAUUGGAGCCCCAAAUUUAGAAUUAGCUGCUCCGUUUUUUUUGGAUUAAAUUACAAUCAGAUUUUGGCUAUAUUACAA